ACCGCCAACUCCAAAGCCAUCUACAUCUACACCUCCGGUACCACCGGGCUGCCCAAGGCAGCGGUGAUCACAGAGAUGAAGCUGAUGAUGGUGGCCAACAUAGGCCGGCUCUGUGGCUUGCGGCCUGACGACAUCAUCUACACAACGCUACCGCUCUACCACUCAGCCGGGCUGCUCAUCGGGUUGGGAGGGUGCUUCGAGGUCGGAGCUACCUGUGUCCUACGGGCCAAGUUCUCCGCCUCCCAGUUCUGGGAUGACUGUCGCCGCUACAACGUCUCUGUCAUCCAGUACGUGGGUGAGCUGAUGCGCUACCUCUGCAACAUGCCCAAGCGUGACAAUGACCGGGAGCACAGAGUGCGCUUGGCCUUGGGCAACGGGCUGCGGGCAGAGGUGUGGAAGGAGUUCCUCCAGCGCUUCGGGCCCAUCUCCAUCUGGGAGUUUUACGGGGCCACCGAGGGCAACGCCGGCUUCAUCAACUACACCGGCAAGAUCGGCGCCGUGGGCAGAGCCAACAUGUUCCUCAAGAGUUUCGCUCCCUUUGAGCUGAUCAAGUACAACGUGGAGGACGACGAACCUGUACGUGAUGAGCGAGGUCUCUGCAUCCGAGUCCGCCCCGGCGAGACGGGGCUGCUGGUCAUCAAAAUCACCAAGAACACCCCUUUCCAUGGCUACGCGGGCGAUUCCCAGAAGACAGAGAAGAAGGUCUUGAGGGAUGUCCUGGUGAAAGGCGACGCCUUCUUCAACAGCGGUGACCUUCUCAUGAUUGACCACGAAAGAUUCGUCUAUUUCCAGGACCGAGUGGGAGACACUUUCCGUUGGAAAGGCGAGAACGUGGCCACGACAGAGGUGGAGGCCACUCUUGCCAUGGUGAACUUCAUCCAGGAGGUCAACGUCUAUGGAGUGUCUGUGCCUGGGUGCGAGGGGAGGUGCGGCAUGGCGGCCAUCCGCCUGAAACCCGGGGCGAGCUUUGAGGGCAAGGACCUCUACGCCUUCACCGGGGACACGCUGCCCAGCUACGCCGCUCCCCGCUUUGUGCGGAUCCAGGACUCUCUGGAGAUCACGGGGACCUUCAAGCAGUGCAAAGGCAACCUGGUCAAAGAAGGCUUCGAUCUCAACGUCGUCAAGGACCCCCUCUUCUUCCGCGACGACAAGAAGAAAUCUUACGUGCCCCUGAACCCCGACACCUACGCCGCCAUUCUGGACAUGAAACUCAACCUGUAG
Balearica regulorum gibbericeps (East African grey crowned-crane) is the source of this 1221-nucleotide messenger RNA. The record is from RefSeq and is a predicted model, not a curated record. NCBI's taxonomy places the organism in Eukaryota, Metazoa, Chordata, Aves, Gruiformes, Gruidae.